This is a messenger RNA of Canariomyces notabilis, 1668 nucleotides long. RefSeq lists its product as uncharacterized. The transcript has 4 exons. Gene Ontology annotation, cellular component: mitochondrion. Lineage: Eukaryota; Fungi; Ascomycota; Sordariomycetes; Sordariales; Chaetomiaceae. The record is from RefSeq and is a predicted model, not a curated record. Gene Ontology annotation, molecular function: trans-2-enoyl-CoA reductase (NADPH) activity. The coding region runs from base 1 to 1668 and encodes 555 amino acids. Gene Ontology annotation, biological process: fatty acid metabolic process.
AUGCCGUCACAAACAAACAGCACCACGGUCAAGCCUGCGGGCACCGUUACGAGCAAGCGGUUUGAGCUUCCAGCCCUGGAGUUCAAGUUCGGCUCGCUGACGGAGGGUACCGACAUCCCCCCGCCCCUGCCAUCGCCGAUAGAAGAGAAGGCCGGGCCGACACCCCCCGACACGCCCACGGCCGGGAAGAAGCAGCAGGAUGAGACCAAAGCAACCAACGGCAAGCCGGCCGCCUUGGCAUCACCCCAAUCUCAGGCGUCGAGCAAUACAUCGGGCGGCGGCACCAAGCGGCCGGCUGAAGACAGCCCAGCCUCCCCGACGCUGUCGGCCCGCCCGGGCAGCAUCCGCCGGCUGUUCAGCCGGGGCCUGCUGAACAGCGCGUAUGCGCACGGGGACGAGCACAACAACACCAGCACCGGUCCGGACGGUCGGCCGUUGAGCCCCGGCAGCAGCAGCGUCGCCGACUCAUCGCGCAGGGCGAAGCGGUCUAGCGGCUGGUUCGGCCGGCUCCGCGGCGAUAACGCGCCCGCCAACAACAAGGCCGCGGCGACCCCGCUCUCGCCUGCGUCUACCACCACAAACGAGAAGAAAGCGACCGGCCCCCCACCGCCCAUGAUCCCCGAGAUUAGCGAACUCAAGUCCAAGUUGGGCGUCCCGGAUGAGAAUGGGCCUCUCCUCCUCUCCGUCCGCCAUCGCCCAACACCAUUAUCAACACCAUCACUAUCCGCUUCAUCAUCAAUACCCCCUCUCACCUCGCCAACGAAACGAGCCCCGCCCCGCCGCUACAAGUCCGGGCCCUACGGAUACACGCAGGCCAAGGCGCUGGUGUUUUCACGGUUCGGGGAGCCCGCCGACGUGCUCUCGCUGCACACGCACUCCAUCUCGCCGACCUUACCCGACGGCGCGGCGCUGCUGCGCGCCCUGGCCGCCCCCGUCAACCCGGCCGACGUGAACACGAUCCAGGGCACCUACGGCGCCAAGCCCGACCUGUCCCCGGAAUCGCCCUCGGCCAAGGCCCUGCAGCUGGAGCUGGGCACGUCCCAGCCCGCGGCCGUGCCGGGGAAUGAGGGCUGUUUUGAGGUUGUUGCUGUGGGCGAGCGGCUCGGCCGGCUGUGGGGGCUGCGCAGCAUCAACGUCAUCCGGGAGCGGGCCACGCCCGAGGAGACGGGGGCGCUCAUGAGGGAGCUGUAUGAGCUGGGCGCCACUGUGGUCAUUACCGAGAAUGAGUUCCUUGAUCGGUCGUUUGGUGCGAGGCUCAACGAGGAGUGGACCCGCGGCGGCAGGGAGCCGCUCAUGCUGGGGCUCAACUGUGUCGGAGGCAAAUCGGCGUCGGCCAUGGUCAAGGCGCUGAGCCCCAAGGGCUGCAUGGUCACGUACGGCGGCAUGUCGAGGCAGAGUUUCCCGUUCCCUACGGGGCCACAGAUCUUUAAACGGCUGCGGUUUGAGGGCUUCUGGCUCAGUGAGUGGGGCAAGGAGCACCCGCUUGAGAAGCGCAGAACUGUGGACGAGAUUCUGCAGCUGAUGAGGGAGGGCAAGUUUAAGGAGGCGCCUUUACAGGAGGUGCGGUGGGAUUGGGACACUGAAGAAAAAGUGCUCAAGGAAGCCGUCCAGGGCACUUUGGAGGGUUUCAGAAGCGGGAAGGGCCUGUUUGUAUUUGGUGAUACAUAG